UCUCCUGCACAUCUCCCACUCCGCGAAGAACUCCAGGCCACUCUCUCCACCUCGUACUAGGGGACUGCUGAGAGUCUUUGCCAUUGCUGCCCUUCUCUUUAAUGUGAUCUGCCAGGAGAAAGAGGGCAAGGGUCAACUGGGUCCUAGGAAACUGACCUCUGGCCCUGGGGGCCGAGAGAGGAGAGAGAGAGAGAGAGAGAGAGAGAGAGAGAGAGAGAGAGAGAGACAGACAGACAGACAGACAGACAGACAGACAGAAGUGGCUGGGCCUGGGGGACUCCAUGCGUGGGCCAUGGACAGAGCUGCGCUCCUGGCACUGCCUCGCUUGUGCGCGCUGUGGGCUGCGGUGCUCGCGCUGUUCCCUUGCGGAGCCCAGGGCAACUGGAUGUGGUUGGGCAUCGCCUCCUUCGGGGUUCCUGAGAAGCUGGGCUGCGCCAGCUUGCCACUAAACAGCCGCCAGAAGGAGCUGUGCAAGAGGAAACCUUACCUGCUGCCCAGCAUCCGCGAGGGCGCCAGGCUGGGCAUUCAGGAGUGCAGGAGCCAGUUCCGACACGAGAGAUGGAACUGCAAGGUCGCCACACCCGCCGCAGCCCCGCCGGACACCGGUCCCCUCUUUGGCUAUGAGUUGAGCAGUGGCACCAAGGAGACAGCAUUCAUUUAUGCUGUGAUGGCUGCAGGCCUGGUGCACUCUGUGACUAGGUCGUGCAGUGCAGGAAACAUGACAGAAUGCUCCUGCGAUACCACCUUACAGAAUGGUGGCUCAGCAAGUGAAGGCUGGCAUUGGGGGGGAUGCUCUGAUGAUGUCCAGUACGGCAUGUGGUUCAGCAGAAAGUUCCUAGAUUUCCCCAUCAGAAAUACCACAGAAAAAGAAAGCAAAGUAUUGCUGGCCAUGAACCUACACAACAAUGAAGCUGGACGGCAGGCUGUAGCCAAGUUGAUGUCGGUGGACUGCCGCUGCCAUGGGGUUUCGGGCUCUUGUGCCGUGAAAACCUGCUGGAAAACCAUGUCUUCUUUUGAAAAGAUUGGCCAUUUUUUAAAAGAUAAAUAUGAAAACAGCAUCCAGAUAUCGGACAAAACCAAGAGGAAAGUGCGCAGGAGAGAAAAAGAUCAGAGGAAGACACCCAUCCGCAAGGAUGACCUACUGUAUGUUCAUAAGUCUCCCAACUACUGUAUGGAGGACAAAAAACUGGGUAUCCCAGGGACACAAGGCAGAGAGUGCAACCGCACAUCAGGAGGCGCAGACGGGUGCAACCUCCUCUGCUGUGGCCGUGGCUACAACACCCAUGUGGUCAGACACGUGGAGAGGUGUGAGUGUAAGUUUAUCUGGUGCUGCUACGUUCGCUGCAGGAGCUGUGAAAGCAUGACCGAUGUCCAUACUUGUAAGUAACCCCAUCUAGCCUCACACGAGAUUCCGCAGCAGCACCCAGCCCUAUUACAAUCUGGAAGGUGCCCCUCACUGUGCAAGGCUGGAGAAGUUGCUGCUGGCAAUGGAAUUCCCGGAUCCUUGAGUCUCUGAGGUUUCUUUUUCCUGACUGAUAUCCCAUCACACGUCGAUUAUGCAGAUUGCUUGGGAUUUUAAAGUUGAAAAGUCACCUUUGGGUGGUUUGGGAAAUAUAUAUUGGUAUACAAGAAAAAUAAGUCUUGCUUCCUAAGCUAGAAAGAGCUCUUAUCCUGGAGACUUCGUCCUCACUCAGGAUAAGAUCCUCGACUAAAGAAGAGUUAUAAAAAUCGAUCUUGGUGGGUGAACAUUGGUCAUUUUUUUAAAGACACCUUAUGGGAGCAAGGAGCUGUAACAUGAAUUGCAUUUGUUCUUGGUAUUUAAUUGUACUGUUUGUGCAUAGACAGAUGAUGCUGAAAAUUAACCAAGUGGUGGAUGCUUACUCUUUCAAAUGCACUUCAAAAGAAGAGCCAUUGAAGAGAAUCGUUAUAAGAGACGAAUAUCCCAAAGUAGAUGCUAAGCAAUAGACAAAAAAAAAUCAAUGUAGAAUGUGAAACAAUUUGUAUCAGAU
Messenger RNA from Nannospalax galili (Upper Galilee mountains blind mole rat), 2009 nucleotides. RefSeq names its product Wnt family member 16 (gene Wnt16). The record is from RefSeq and is a predicted model, not a curated record. Gene Ontology annotation, biological process: cell fate commitment; multicellular organism development; canonical Wnt signaling pathway. Gene Ontology annotation, molecular function: cytokine activity; frizzled binding. Gene Ontology annotation, cellular component: extracellular region. Bases 293 to 1387 code for a protein of 364 amino acids. The transcript is spliced from 4 exons. NCBI's taxonomy places the organism in Eukaryota, Metazoa, Chordata, Mammalia, Rodentia, Spalacidae.